Messenger RNA from Aureobasidium uvarum, 375 nucleotides. The record is from the annotation of a GenBank genome assembly. Lineage: Eukaryota; Fungi; Ascomycota; Dothideomycetes; Dothideales; Saccotheciaceae.
UNNACCAACCCCCUGCACCCUUAUGCAACCUUCAACCACGCCGGUGGAGAUCGCGCAGAUCUUCGCGCGUUAGCACUUUGUCAAUGCCUCACAGCUGGAGCAAAGNCGGCUCCCUGCAUGCGACUCCAAAAGCGCCAAAACUUGACUCCUUCUGAGAGCUUCUUCGGCANNAAUGCUGUGUUGCCAACUGUCGUCAGACACAUUGAUUGUUCUCUACCCUCCACCACCAGCAGUGAUCGACUUCGAUGUCCAAUGUUGAUCAGAGAAUGUUGUCUAGAAAUCCUCCAGAUUCGUCGUGCCGUGCGACACAUUCCAAGACGUCUCGUCCAUAUUCCUACACCACGAAAGACAUGUUUCAUAAGGAAAAUCCUGACA